Molecule: messenger RNA, 376 nt
Organism: Paramecium pentaurelia
Lineage: Eukaryota; Ciliophora; Oligohymenophorea; Peniculida; Parameciidae
Source: the annotation of a GenBank genome assembly
AUGUCUUAGUCCAGAUUUGAUGUUAAUGAAUAAAUUUAGAUUCCUAAUGGUAAUGCAAUAAAAGGAUAACAGAUGUUUGAAUUCAAGUGUAGUGCUUGCCACAAUUUUGAAGAUGAUAAAUAAGAAUUAGCUGCACCAACAUUAAAGUAUCAAUUAAAUUCAUGAAUUAAGAAAGAUUAUGGGAAAAAGAAUAGGAUCAACUAUGUUUCAUUAUUCUAAAUCAAUGAGAAAUUGUAACGAAAUUUGGACAGAAAAGAACAUGUUUCUAUUUCUUAAAGAUCCAAAAGCUUUUUUUAGAGAUACAAAAAUGGCAUAAACAAAGAUUGCUAAUCCUUAAGAAAGAGCAGAUAUUAUUGAAUUCUUAAAGAGUUUGUGA